Molecule: messenger RNA, 2196 nt
Organism: Alosa alosa (allis shad)
Lineage: Eukaryota; Metazoa; Chordata; Actinopteri; Clupeiformes; Clupeidae
Gene: smyd1b
Product: SET and MYND domain containing 1b
Exons: 10
Coding region: 141-1601 (486 amino acids)
Cellular component (GO): nucleus
Molecular function (GO): protein binding; histone H3K4 methyltransferase activity
Source: RefSeq, a predicted model, not a curated record
CAAGGGUUUAGAGCUAAGGACAGGAUUGGCCAGGGGGACACAAGAAGUGCUUCAUUCUUCAUUCAUUCAUUCAUUCAUUCACUCGCUCACUUUGCCGGGGUUCUCUGUCCAGAAUCUAAGAUUGGACCACAGGAGAGAUCAUGGACAACGUGGAGGUGUUUAACCCACCUGGGAAGGGCCGGGGCCUUAGGGCUGUACGGGAACUAUGGGCCGGAGACGUGCUCUUCAUAGAGCCCAGCUUUGCAGCCGUCGUGUUUGACAGUAUGGCAGCAAACGUGUGUCACAGCUGCUUCCGUCGGCAACAGAAGCUGCAUCGGUGCGGCUCGUGUAAGUUUGCUCAGUACUGUGACCGCACCUGUCAGAGAGCAGGCUGGGAUGAGCAUAAGCUGGAGUGUCCCGCCAUCAAGGCCUACGACAAGGUGCCCAACGAGAGCGUGCGACUCGCUGCCCGUAUCUUCUGGAGGCUGGAUAAGGAGGGAAGCAUCGUGUCUGACCAUCAGCUGACCACCAUAGAUGACCUGGAGGACCACGUCGAAGACUUGCCUGAGGACGACCUCAAGCAGCUCAAGAUUGAUAUCCACAACUUCCUGGACUAUUGGCCACGCAACAGCAAACCACAUAAUGUGGACAGCAUCUCCCACAUUCUUGGAGUGAUAAACUGCAAUGGCUUCACCAUCAGUGACCAGCGGGGGUUGCAAGCAGUAGGGGUCGGCAUCUUCCCCAACCUGUGCCUGGUCAAUCACGACUGCUGGCCAAACUGCACGGUUAUCCUCAACAAUGGCAAUCAGUCGGCUGUGAACAAAAUGUAUCACUCCUACAGGAGAGUGGAGCUGAGGGCUCUGGGCAACAUUAAAGCGGGAGAUGAGAUCACCAUCUCCUACGUGGACUACCUGCACCUGUCUCACGAGCGCAAAAAGCUGCUCAAGGACCAGUACUUCUUUGACUGCACGUGUGAGCAUUGCACCAACCGCACUGGAGAUGACCUCAAGAUGGCAGGCAAGGUGGUGGAUGAUGUCAAGGUGCCUGAUGAGCAGGUGAAGGAGAUGACAGAGUACAGCUUUGAAAUGCUAAGGAAGAUGGAGAAGGCUCGCUUGGAUGGCAAAUACCAUGAGGUGGUAAAAAUCUGCCGCGAGUGUUUGGAGAAGAUAGACCCAGUGCUGGCCGAUACACACAUUUACCAGCUGCGGCUGUGGAGCACUAUCAGUGAGGUGCUGUCCUACCUGCAGUACUUCGAUGAGGCCGCCACCUACGCUCGCAAAAUGGUGGAGGGAUACCAGAAGGUGUACCACCCAAACCAUGCAUCCCUGGGCAUGGCCACCAUGAGAGCAGGGGUCACCCACUGGCAGGCAGGGCUCAUUGAGGUCGGCCAUGGCAUGAUCUGCAAGGCCUACUCCAUCCUGAUGGUCACACAUGGCUCCAUACACCCCAUCACCAAAGACCUGGAGGCUAUGCGGCAGCAGACGGAGAUGGAGCUCCGGAUGUUCAAGCAGAAUGAGUUCAUCUACCACCAGAUGCGUGAGGCCGCGCUCAAGAACCAGCCCAUGAGCAUGCAGUCAGAACCGAUGGUGGAGGGCAUCAAGAACCUGUUCCGCAGGAAAUGAGAACACCUGUCCACCCACCGAUUCCCACCACACACACACACACACACACACACACACACACACACACACAUGUUCAAACACACAGGACAGACCAAUUAACCAUAGUGUGGACAGAGCUAUCCCCAUCUCUGCUAUAGCUGUGGUCCCCUUAAUGAGGAGGCCGGUGGGGAGAAGAGCCCCACCUGACCAGAGAGCUCCAGACGUGGGGAGCAGCACUUGGGCAGCUCUCCUGACCCGUUCCCAUGGAACGUCCUCCAUCACCUGGACAAUCCAUGAGGGUCUUAAUGAUUCACAGUGUCACAUAUAGAGAAACACAGGCUCUGUCACUGGAGUGUAAGUCAUGGACUUCUUUUGAUGUCUCCUGUUAGCAUUUAGAGCAGUUACAUUAUUCAUUACGAUAGUUUUUUGACAUUUAAAUUUGCUCUUUAAAUGUAGAUGUUCCUAUUUUCUAUAUGUCAGGUUUGGAAUAGUAACUUUGUUCACUGCAGACACAUCCAUCAAACUAUUUCACAUAUUUGACAUUUCACAGUCACAGAUUUGCAGUGAUUUUUUUUUUUAUUUACAACUAAUAAAAUCUCCAAACAAACUGCAUGGA